Fraxinus pennsylvanica is the source of this 1116-nucleotide messenger RNA. The record is from the annotation of a GenBank genome assembly. NCBI's taxonomy places the organism in Eukaryota, Viridiplantae, Streptophyta, Magnoliopsida, Lamiales, Oleaceae.
AUGGCCUUAUCUUCGCCACCAACACCUUCUUCUUCUUCUACCCCUCCACCGCGGCCUCCAGCAUCUAUUUGGCUGCCCAACCGCUUCAUGGUCAAAGAAGAAGCCUCAAAGAGAGAAGAAAUUCGAUGCAUGGAUGAUCAGGCUAAAAAGGGUAUUCAUAAAGCAUAUGGCAAAGAAUCGUUGACAAUGGAAGCGACAGAGUUUUUGCGAAGUUGUAAUAGUGAAAUUAGGCUGUCGGCCAUGUCAAGAAAAAGGCCUGCGCAGCUGGUUAUACCGGAUUAUUCGGGGGAAUUGGAUUUUGGCGAUAGAGGGAAAAAGCUGGACAACAAAGAAUUUGAAGUUAAGGGAAGAGACUUUUUUGUGGCUAGCAAGAAGGGAUCAAGAGAGGUCAUGGAAGAUAGGCAUGCAGUCAUGCUUGAUAUUGCAGGUGACCCUACACAAGCAUUUUUUGCUGUAAUUGAUGGGCAUGGAGGGCAUGCUGCGGCUGAUUAUGUAGCUGAAAAUCUAGGAAAGAACGUAGCAUAUGAAUUACAAGUUGUUGGAAAUGAGGUAGAAGCGGCGUUACGCAGAGCAUACUCAGCCACGGACGAACAGUUCCUUUCUAAGGGUGAAAAUGGAGGAGCGUGUGCAGUUGGUGUACUAUUGAAGAAUGGAGAAUUGUAUACAGCAAACGUAGGUGAUUGUAAAGCAGUUUUGAGCAGGAAAGGAAAUGCCGUUACAUUGACAAACGAUCACCGUCUUAUAACUCGGGAAGACGAGUGUGCCCGUAUCGAAAAUUCGGGUGGUUUUUUGUACUUUCAUAAUGGAGUAUGUAGAGUGAAUGGAUCAAUUGCUGUUUCUAGAGCUUUUGGAGACAUUCAUUUGAAAGAUUGGAUUAUUUCUGAGCCAGAGAUUGUGAAGUUCCCUUUAACAUCAGAUUGUGACUUUCUCAUUUUGGCUUCUGAUGGAUUAUGGGAUAAGAUAAGUUCACAAGAGGCAGUUGAUGUUGUUUUAAGGGAGGGGAAUCAAAUGGAGUCUUGCAGGAAGCUUGUCGAUAUAUCAUCGGGACGAGGAAAUAACGAUGACAUAACCAUACUGAUGAUUAACCUUAAUAGUUUCAAGAUAAAUGUUGCUUAA